AUGAGUGAAAAGGAAUUGAAAGAUCUUCCAUCAUCAGCAAUAUCGGAAAACACAAACAGUACUACUCCAGCCACUACCUCUACCACUACAAUAGAAGAACAAAUAGGAGAGGAAAAAAGUCAGUUAGUUCAAAGCGAAGUUGAUUUAGAAUCUCAAGUAUUUGAGGAUGAUGAAAUUUAUUCAUCAAAUCAGCCUUUGAUUGGAAAUAAUGAUGAAAAUAAUUCCGAGACAGAUGUAAAUAGUUCAACUAAUUCCGAAGUGGAUGUUAAAUAUUUUGACCAAUCGAUAUUUAAAAUUGUAUACAAAAGAGGCAUAUGGCUGAUAUUAUUAUUAAUUUUGCAAUCAUUUUCUAGUUUUAUUUUGGCCAAGUUUGAAUCUCUGAUAGAAAAACAUAUUAUUAUUUCCCUUUUUUUAACCAUGUUAAUAGGAACAGGAGGCAAUUCAGGAUCACAAACAGUUAUUGAAAUUGUGAGAAGAAUUACAACAGGUGAAUUUAAAAAAUCAAAUAUUUUUCAAGUUGUGUGGAGGGAAUUUAGAAUUGGUAUUCUAUUGAGCUUGGCUAUUGGAUUAAUUGCUUUUCUGAGAGUUUAUAUUUACAGAGUUUUCAGUCUCACUCCACAAGAAGCAAUGGGAAUGUCACCAUUCAUUGCCAUCUUUUAUAAUCCAACUCUAUUGAAAGAAUUAAUAGCUCUUACCUUGAGUGUUAUAAUGAUUGUCAUUGUGAGUGUAUUUGUGUGUGCACUCAUUCCACUAUUCAUUCAUUUUGUUUUGAAAUUCGAUGCUGGCAUAUCCUCUGGUCCAAUGUCUUCAGUUGUAAUGGAUCUUUUAGGUGUAACUCUCACUGUUCUUGUCUGUUCUCUUUUACUUUAG
Molecule: messenger RNA, 870 nt
Organism: Naegleria gruberi
Lineage: Eukaryota; Heterolobosea; Eutetramitea; Acrasida; Naegleriidae
Exons: 1
Coding region: 1-870 (289 amino acids)
Biological process (GO): monoatomic cation transport
Molecular function (GO): monoatomic cation transmembrane transporter activity
Source: RefSeq, a predicted model, not a curated record